GUGUGGAGCGGAGUCGGGUCGGGCCGGCGGCGCCAUGGCCAAGCAGUACGAUAUGGUGGAGUGCCCCUUCUGCGAUGAGGUGUCCAAGUACGAGAAGCUCGCCAAGAUCGGCCAGGGCACCUUCGGGGAGGUUUUCAAAGCCAAGCAUCGUCAGACGGGCAAGAAAGUAGCGCUGAAGAAAGUGUUGAUGGAAAACGAGAAGGAGGGGUUCCCCAUCACAGCCUUGCGAGAGAUUAAAAUCCUCCAGCUGCUCAAACAUGAGAACGUGGUGAACCUCAUCGAAAUCUGCAGGACCAAAGCUUCUCCCUACAACCGCUGCAAGGGCAGUAUCUACCUUGUGUUUGACUUCUGUGAGCACGAUCUGGCUGGUCUCCUCAGCAAUGCCCACGUCAAGUUCACACUCUCAGAGAUCAAGAAAGUGAUGCAGAUGCUAUUGAAUGGACUUUACUACAUCCACAGGAACAAGAUCUUGCACAGAGACAUGAAGGCUGCGAAUGUCCUGAUCACACGGGAUGGAGUCCUAAAGCUGGCAGACUUUGGGCUGGCUCGCGCCUUCAGCCUGGCUAAGAACAGCCAACCCAACCGCUACACCAACCGCGUGGUGACCCUGUGGUACCGGCCGCCAGAGCUGCUCCUAGGGGAACGGGACUACGGCCCCCCCAUUGACCUGUGGGGUGGAGGCUGCAUCAUGGCAGAGAUGUGGACCCGCAGCCCCAUCAUGCAGGGGAAUACGGAGCAGCACCAGCUCACCCUCAUCAGCCAGCUCUGUGGGUCCAUCACGCCGGAGGUUUGGCCUAACGUGGAUAAGUACGAGCUGUACGAGAAGCUGGAUCUCCCCAAGGGCCAGAAGCGCAAGGUGAAGGACCGCCUCAAAGCCUAUGUGAAGGACCCCUAUGCACUUGACCUCAUCGACAAGCUGCUGGUGCUGGAUCCCGCGCAGCGGAUCGACAGCGACGACGCGCUCAACCACGACUUCUUCUGGUCAGACCCCAUGCCCUCGGACCUCAAAAACAUGCUGUCCACCCACAACCAGUCCAUGUUCGAGUACCUGGCCCCGCCGCGCAGGAGGGGUGGGCACAUGCCCCAGCAGCCGCCUAACCAAGGCAGGAACCCGGCUGCCACCAACCAGACCGAGUUUGACAGGGUGUUCUGAGCAGGGGCGGCCCCAGCGGGGUCCUGCUUGGGGGAAUCCGCAGGUUGCAUUGAGCAGGGAUCGUCCCAGUGAGGUCUCUGCCUGGGAAAGGACUUUCUUCAAGGUGAAGUGCCUUGAACCGAGCUCUGUCCUCUCCUCGUGCAGCAGCUCAGCCGCUGUGGAGCUGUGUGACUGGAGAGACUUGUGUCCCUGCAGCUUUGCACAGAGCUGUGUCCCCCUUGCAGCAGCCUGUAGUGGUGAUGUUCAUCUUGCAGAGCGGUCGUGAUGGAGAAGGUGACUCUCUUGGUGCUGAGGCUCUUGGCAAAUGGUGCUGUGACCAGCCGGACUGGGGGCAGCUGCUGGGAGAUGCUUCUGCUCUCUUGGUUGGUAGUGGCACCUCUAUUAGCUCCUCUAUGGUGUAUCUUUUGAGCCCUGAAGCUUUGAUGUAGGUUGAGGCAGGUGCUUCUGAGUAAUGCAGAGCUGUCUCGGGGAAGGCAGCGUUGCUCUAGGCAGCAUUACUAACUCACUGGAGUUGGGCUCCAGCCUAGUUUGGGCUUACUGGGUAAACUGGGGGGUGGCUGGCAGAGCUUGUUCCAUACAGCCAGGAUUUGCAGUGGGAAUCGCUGGGCUGUAGCAGCAAGCAGCACCUUCAUUGCAAGCUGUCUGCUCUCCCCUGUGGCCUCUGCCCUGGAGCUCUUGGCUCCAGUGUAGAUCCAGGGCACUGUGAUGGUGUGUGAUCGCCUUCUGGACCCUUGUGGGACCAACUCAGUCCUUCCCAGCUCGCUGAGCACUUUGUCUUCCAUGGCCAUCAGCCACAGAUGGCUCACUGAGCCCCAUGGAUCCCAACCAGGUAACGUACGUGCCAUGCAGGGGGUGAUAACCUUUGGCAUCCGGUGGGUUGUCCGUUAACCAGGCUAAUGGCUAAAGCCACGUCGGUAGCGUAAGGUCUCAGGGGAGGACGCAGUGGUGAGCGGGGCCGUUCUCAGGACACAAAGUGAGGCUGAUAAAGGACAUGUACAAGGUAAA
This is a messenger RNA of Pezoporus occidentalis (night parrot), 2158 nucleotides long. It is a transcript of the gene CDK9, whose product is annotated as cyclin dependent kinase 9. The record is from RefSeq and is a predicted model, not a curated record. Gene Ontology annotation, biological process: protein phosphorylation; positive regulation of transcription elongation by RNA polymerase II. Gene Ontology annotation, molecular function: ATP binding; RNA polymerase II CTD heptapeptide repeat kinase activity; cyclin binding. The coding region runs from base 35 to 1153 and encodes 372 amino acids. Gene Ontology annotation, cellular component: nucleus; cyclin/CDK positive transcription elongation factor complex. The transcript has 7 exons. Lineage: Eukaryota; Metazoa; Chordata; Aves; Psittaciformes; Psittacidae.